AUGACUCCCAAUAAAUAUAUACUGACUCCUCCAGAAGAAUUAUAUCCCUAUACAGGCAGAACAGAAAAGGAAAGAAACGAUGAUAAAUCAUGUAUAUAUCCCGAUUUUGAAGCUUGGUCUCAUACUCUUGAGGACGAUCAAAUCUUGAAUAAGUUUGUUGCCAAAGGUUAUUAUACAACGUCAAAAGUCAACUUCGAAAGUAUCUCUGCUAGAUCUACAUUGAAUAAACCAUUGAAUACAGUAUCAAUACAACUGGCGAACCAAUUCACUAAAAUAUUACAAGUAAGGGAACAAGAAAUUAAUAGAAUCCCUUCUAAAGACAAAAACAGCCCUAACGCAACAACAUUUUUCCCGUUAAGUGGCCCAUACUUUAGUUUACCCAAUAGGGUCACCUUGACAGAUCAUCGAAAAGAAUUAUGGCUGCAAGAGUUAAGUAAUCCUUAUGUCUCAUUGUCUAAGAUCUCCAAGUUUAUACCGCAUGGUUUGAAAAGAAGACAAGUCUUAGAACAAUGCUACACGAAGCAAAUACCAUUGAAGAGAGCAAUAUGGUUGAUUAAAUGCUGCUUUUCCAUCGAGUGGAAAUCGCUAAUGACUAAGGCAUCACAAACACAAGCGGAUACCAAUAAACAAUUAUUAAAGGAAUGGACUGACAACUUCAUUUAUAUCCUUGAGAAAUUAAUCUUUGAAAUUUCUCAACAUUAUAAUGAUCCAAAUCAAAUGAAGAACUGGAAGCUCCAAAUUUCCUAUUUUUUAAAAUUAUUAGGCAAUUCUUAUACUUUACAAUUACUAGAAAAGGAAACUUUUCAUCAUUGGCUGGUAGAAUUUGUAACGAAAGUGGAGAAUCUCAAAUUUUUACCGUUAUCAUUACAUAUUUUAACGACGUUUUGGGAUGGUAUAUGCCAACCUAUAGAGUCAGCUGAUGAGAAUGGUACAGCAACAUUAACACAGCCAUUAUUUCUAGUAUCAAAAAUAACCGAUAUGUUAUUACAAAAAUAUGCUUCAAUAUCCCAAAGCAAAUCUAUGAUCAAUGACGAAAGAUAUAUUAUAAAUGAUCUCAAGAAAAAUAACAAGAUAAAAGAUUCUUUACUAUCCACUUUGAAGCUUCUGAUAUGUAAAUUGUUUCAAGAGCAAUCGUUGGAAGUUUUUCUAUUUUCCGCUGCAAACUGGGAAAUAUACAAACCAUAUUUAUAUGAAGCCACUAGUUUAUUGAACAAAACCGUAGAGGCCACUACAGAAGUACGCAAAAAGUUAGAAUUAAUAAGUUAUAGUAAUGAAGCUUUGAAGAACGGACCAAGUUUAGUAAGGGUCGAUGACUCUGAAAAUGAUGUAAAACUUAUCAUGUCACCAACUACCACCGGGAAUAACAUACACUUUGAUGCAAUUCAUUUAAAAUAUGUCGAUACCAAACUAACUAAAAAACUGGAUGACAAUCCAACAUCUUUUGAUUGGUCUUCAUAUAUUGAUCAGAAUGAUUUCCAAUGUAGUAAGGUUGUUCAAUUGAUAUUAUGGUCCAUUUGCCCCUCAAGACAAAUGCAUUAUGAGGCACACCAACUUGUAGCAAAGCUUUUGCUUUUGAAAAUUAAUUCGGUUGAUGGCUUCCCAGAUUUUCAGAUAGAAGAUACGAUUUGGACGUUGGUUUUCCAAAUAGCUAAACUUUCCGAACGAAACAAGGCAUUACGAGCAUCUUUACCUUCGUUGAGCAAACUCCUUAAUAUACUUAUUACAUACGGGAUAAUAAAGGUACCGACGUAUAUCAGGAAAUUGAUCAGUUCAGGUGUUCUUUAUUUACCAAAUUCCAAUGGUAAAUUUGUUCAUUGUAAAAUUCUAAUUAAUUUGAAAAUAUCUCCACUAAUGAAAAGUCAAUAUAACAUGGUAUUAAGAAAUGUUAUGGAAUACGAUCCUACCUUUUUCGAAAAAUAUAAUUUCGAUCAAUUACAGAGAGAUGCGGAAGACAUAAGAAACAAUAUAGCGAAUAUAGAUGAUUUAGAAUUGGACCAGUGUCCACUAAGCGUCAAGACGAUAAUAGCGGAAUGGUAUUUGAGUAAUUUAUGCUCUGAUACACAAUCGAUGGUCGAUAAAGUUCGUCUCCUGAAAAACUUCAAGCUUUUUUGUAUAGAUCUUGAACUUUCCCAUCAUUAUUAUAAAUGGAUUGAGUUUAUUGUUUAUCAUCAAUUAUUAAUUGAUAUUGAAGCUUUAGAAACUCUAAUGGAUAUUCUUUUAUGUUAUGAAAAAGUAUUUUCCCAGUUUAUUAAUGAUCAUAUUUUAUUUACGAAAACGUUCAUUUUCAUUUACAGAAAGGUUCUCAGGGACAAAGAUAAUGAUACUUAUAUGGUUACAUCAUUCAUGCCCUUUUGGAAGUUUUUUAAAAAGAAUUUCAUGCUGGCACUGAAUAUCGAUAAUGACUUGAACAUUGAGCUCACCAAUGUAUACGAAGAGGAGAAACAAAAGCAGGAACUUCUUGAAAAAGAUCAGAUGGAAGUACAACGUAUCUAUAAUUGCAUCAACUCCAAUACAUCAAGGAAAGUCUGGAAAUUCACUGAAGUCUUUGAAGGGAAUGUUAAACUGAUGAUAACGAAACAAACUUCCACUGAGAAAAGAAGGCUGGCAAGACGCAAUCUUCAUUUGUUGAUGAUUGCGAAUUUGAGAGACUAUAAUAAACGAAUGUCUGUGUUUUUAAAACGGAAAUAUUUCCAGAAAGAAGACUUAAUAAGAUUGGUCUCUAAUAAAUUAUUAACAUUGGGACAAAUUCAGAGUAUAUUAGGUAUUGAAUUUAUCAUACCCUUUUUAUCACUGAAAACUAUGGAUGAUGGUCAAUAUUUUGAAUAUCAUAAAGAGAAGUAUAUCGAAUCUAACUUUGCGGUAAUACUUACAGCUUGUGAAAAUAAUUUCUCUCAAUUUUAUCAGUUAUUUUUAAGCUUAUUCGUUAAAUAUGGUAUGAUGACAAAACUAUUUUCAACGGCCGCAAAAAGCUUAAUCAGUUUAUUGAAGAGAAAUUCCAGUACUUCGAAUGUUAUAAUGGAAGAUUUACUAAAGUAUCAGAUAAAGGAAUUUACGUUACAAAGUGACUUGAAAGACGAACAAAACAUUACUAGCGAAGGUGAAGAUGACGAUGAUCAUACAAUAGAAGAACCAAAAGCGUCCGACUUGUAUACGAACUUAGACUUUAGUAAUCUUUGGAUUUUUCAAAUUUUCACAUGUUAUCAACUAAACGAAAUGUUAGAGCUAAACAACCUAGAUAGCAAUGUGAACAUGUUUAUUUCUGAAGUAGUUGAGAUAACUCAGUACGAUAACUUGUGUACAAGGAUCUUCGAUCAGUUAAAAAACACUAAAAUUAUUACUACUGUCAUUGUCGUAGUGGAACGGGUUUUCUUAGAACGAUGUCUUUCACAAUUAGUGAUAUCUAAUGAGUCCCUUAUUUUCAUUAUUGAAGUUAUCGAAACAUUAUCAAAGAAAAUCAACAAGGAUUCGUCAGGUAAUAUUCCAAUGGCUGAUGAUUGUUAUUCACUAUUCCAACAGACCAUGUCGUAUUUUGCCAAUUUAGAUAUAAAUAAACUUACAGACUUAGAAUCUAUCUUAGACGUAUUUUUCAAGAUCUUUUCUAUUCAUCAAAAUCCGAUUUUCCGCCUGAUCCUUAAUUCUUUAGGUGGGAGAAUAAGUGACAGACAAGAGGAAGAAAAAUUUAUCGACAAUAUGUUUACAGUAUUUGGUAAAUUGACAUUUAAUUUAAGAUUGAAGUUAAUGCUCUAUGAGAUACUGUCAGGCUUUAAAUCCUACAGUAUUUAUGUAUCUACCAGAAGUAAUGAAGAGAACAAUGGAGAACAGACGUUGGUCAUUUUAGAUCAAGAUCUAAUAACUCGAAAAAUGUCAAAACUACCGCCUUUCCAAGUGUCAUCAUUUACAAAAGAACCUUCUGAUGAAGAUGACGAUAGCAAAUUGACUCUUGGGACUCAAUUCAUUGAUAUCAAUCCUACAGAUAAUGGAAAUCGUGCUAAUAUAAGUCAGGACGGUAAGUCAUCGAAAUGGUUCAUAUACAACAAGGAAGAAAAGACAUACGUAUCCGUUUUCAAGGAUGAACCGUACCAUAAUAUCAACAAUUACCAACCUGAUACAAAUAACUCAUCGAACAAUUCCUGUUUGAAUUUGAGUCUGUUUGAGGCUAGUUUUGAAAGAAAGAACCCUCGUUAA
Molecule: messenger RNA, 4185 nt
Organism: Naumovozyma dairenensis CBS 421
Lineage: Eukaryota; Fungi; Ascomycota; Saccharomycetes; Saccharomycetales; Saccharomycetaceae
Gene: SRB8
Product: Srb8p
Exons: 1
Coding region: 1-4185 (1394 amino acids)
Biological process (GO): regulation of transcription by RNA polymerase II
Cellular component (GO): mediator complex
Molecular function (GO): transcription coregulator activity
Source: RefSeq, a predicted model, not a curated record